GCAAAUUUUGUUUUUAUUCAGAAAUAAUAACAUUUAACUGUAGGACUCAAAAAGAUACUUUUUCAAAAUACAAAUUUGUAUUGAGACGUCUUUAUUCCGGAAGAGCUACGUUCCAAUAUUUUUUUUAUUUCAAUCGUCAAUUAACAAAAAGCUCCUUGACCAUCUAGAGUGAUCUAUAGAUAACAACCCUUCCAUUUUCAUAUAAAAGAUCUUAAGAUUCGCAAUUGCUUAUUCUCAUACUUAGCCCUUUUUUAAUUUUAAAAAUAUAUACAUACUCUUGCGCGCGCUUCAACAUAAAAAUAAUAUUAUUUUAGGUUACAUUAAAAAUGAAGGACGAAUCUACGUCAUCAAGUAAUUUUGAGGCUAUAGAUCAAUCAAGUGGCAAACCUCUAGACGAGAAUAAGACUAUAGCAGUUGACGCUAGUGAAGAAACAAUAACAGCAUUUCUUGGUAAAGAAAAUGAAAGUAUUGUACGAAAUACCCCUAAAACAGUUCAGAACCAAAAUGAGGAAAAACCUGUUAAAUUAGAGGGAAGAAGAUUAGUGGAUAUUCAAUAUUUCUUGGAUUGUGUGAAAAAUCUAAAUAACCACGAGCCAAAGUUUGGGUGCACCUUAAGCAACAUGAAUGUCAUAAAAGAAGUUAGAAAUGGAUAUGUGUCAAUAUUUAAACUCAAGUGUGAUAUGUGUAGAGGAACAUACGAUGUGCAAACGACAGCCACAAACCCGAAUCAAGAUGCUGUUCUGGGGGUGAUAAUGAUAGGGGCAGGUUACAGUGCUCUAGCGCAGCUUUCAACAUAGAAACUCCUUUUCCAUCUCAACGGACAUAUCGAAUUCAGGAAGAUAUUCUUAGAGAAACUUUUGAAACAAUUUCUUUGAAAUCUAUGAGACAAGCUGGUGAGAUGGAAAAGAAAUUAGCUAAAGAAGCAGGUGAUCUCUCACCUGAUGGGGUUCCUGUGAUUACUGUCGUAGCGUAUGGGUCUUGGGCCAAAAGAUCAUAUAGAUCCAAUUACAAUUCUCUUUCAGGAGCUG
Molecule: messenger RNA, 1028 nt
Organism: Anthonomus grandis grandis
Lineage: Eukaryota; Metazoa; Arthropoda; Insecta; Coleoptera; Curculionidae
Exons: 3
Coding region: 327-797 (156 amino acids)
Source: RefSeq, a predicted model, not a curated record